Arabis nemorensis is the source of this 822-nucleotide messenger RNA. The record is from the annotation of a GenBank genome assembly. Lineage: Eukaryota; Viridiplantae; Streptophyta; Magnoliopsida; Brassicales; Brassicaceae.
AUGAAAUUCGGUAAGAGUCUCAGCAACCAGAUCGAGCAGACCCUGCCUGAAUGGCAAGACAAGUUCUUGUCUUACAAGGAGCUCAAGAAACGACUUAAACUCAUCGGUUCCAAAACCGGAGAAGAUCGUCCGGUUAAACGUCUCCGGCUCGAUUCCUCCGGAUAUUCGGUCGGAAUGUCUAAAGAAGAGAUCAGUUUCAUCCAAUUGUUAGAAGACGAGUUAGAGAAAUUCAACAAUUUCUUCGUCGAGAAAGAGGAAGAGUAUAUCAUCAGAUUAAAGGAAUUGCGAGAUAGGAUUUCAAAGGCUAAAGAAUCAAAAGAGAAGAUGAUGAUGAUAAGGAGAGAGAUUGUUGAUUUCCAUGGAGAAAUGGUUCUUCUCGAGAAUUACAGUGCCCUUAAUUACACAGGAUUGGUUAAGAUACUGAAGAAGUAUGACAAACGAACUGGUGAUCUCAUGCGUUUGCCUUACAUUCAGAAAGUUCUUCAGCAACCUUUUUACACUACAGACUUAUUGUACAAGCUAGUGAAAGAAUCCGAGGCAAUGCUCGAUCGAUUCUUCCCGGCUAAAGACGAAACCCUUGUUGAAUCCGACAAUCCUACGGUUUCUGAUGCGGCAGAGUCUGAGAAUAUCCAAACAGAGCUAUCAGAACACAAGUUUAUGGAGAGUCUUCACAUGAAAAGCACAAUCGCCGCGUUGCGGGUUUUGAAGGAAAUCAGGAGCGGUAGCUCUACCGUGAGCGUGUUUUCGUUACCGCCGCUUCAAUUGAACGGAUUAGAAGAGACAUGGAAGAAGAUUCCAUUGUUGGAGCAAGAAGCUAAAUAG